Pangasianodon hypophthalmus (striped catfish) is the source of this 3408-nucleotide messenger RNA. It is a transcript of the gene mlip, whose product is annotated as muscular LMNA-interacting protein. Gene Ontology annotation, molecular function: transcription corepressor activity; lamin binding. Gene Ontology annotation, biological process: negative regulation of transcription by RNA polymerase II. The coding region runs from base 89 to 2647 and encodes 852 amino acids. The transcript has 12 exons. NCBI's taxonomy places the organism in Eukaryota, Metazoa, Chordata, Actinopteri, Siluriformes, Pangasiidae. The record is from RefSeq and is a predicted model, not a curated record. Gene Ontology annotation, cellular component: PML body; nuclear envelope; sarcolemma.
ACAGUGCUCCAUAGUUAUCUAGACGGGAAGAGGCUCCAGCUCAUUUGCUGUCGAGAAGUGAGGGCAAAGCAAUGUAGUACAGCACCGUAUGUCUAAACAAACGCUCAACACAAGCAACAGCAUGGCCUUGGAGCAGCCACGCGGGGCCUUAGGAAAGGUCUCCAUUGUCUUUGCAACCAAGCUCAAGUCAUUUACCUUCCUGCCAGUUCUGAAAAAGCUGCCUACAGAGAACAGGGUUAAAUCAGUGUGGGAGAAGGAGUCGAAUAAACUUAGUGAGGCUUUAGGAAACCAUGAGGCUGCUGAGGGGAAAACAAUGGAUGAAAGUACUUACAAGGCCGAGGUUGUGUACGUUGGUGACAUGGAGCCCCAAGAGAUAACUAAGCACUCUGAAACUCAGCAGAAGAAAUCUACUACCAAGUUAGCUAUUGCCCCAUCGCCUACCCCAGCUAUGGCUCUUGAUGAAAUAUGUUGCACAAAUCCAAAACCUAGCGCUGGCACUCUGGACACAGCUGGUAAUAAACUCCCAAGGACCCCUCAGCUAGGGUGUCACAACACUGGAACUGAGGUUGGCUCAGGGCUGUUUUUAAACAGUGAGUCUCAGAGAGAGGAUGAGGUCCUGAGCCCAGUCAGCUCUGUGGACAUUUUUACAUCUCCUUUCUCUUCUAAAGAGUCCAUCCUCUCUGAGGGCUGGGAUCAGGAAACAGGCUGGUCUGCACUCCAGAUGCUAUCUCCCAGUGGUUCUGUCUCCCCCUGUUUGUCUGUGAGGUCAGGGGCUUUUACCCCAUCAGUGAUGAGAAUCAAGUGCCACACAUUGGCCGCGGGCUCCAGCCUAAUGCAGAUGCCGCUUACCUCCUGCGAGAAACUUGGUUGCCAUAAACAUAUCACCUCACCAUGCCCCUUGUCCACCCGUCCCCGACACAGGCCCCCACCCACACAGCUGUCACUAUUAACGGCCAUCUUGAGGAAGGGCCGUCUGCCAGUCCUGUCUUCUGCCUUGCAGAGGCCCUACUCUCCUUGUUGGCCCAUUAGCCCAGUCAACAUGUCCUCCUGCCUAGCCUGUUCAGCAGCUUCAACUGUAGCUCCAAUGGUGGGCUUACGAGCAAAGUCUUGUGUGUCUAAAGGCCCUACUUGUACAGAGCCCAGCUGCAAAGCAAGACCAAAGCUGCCAGGGUUAAUCGCUAAGACAGAGCCUGUGUCGAACAAGGGAAGCCUCUCUUCAACAGUAGAAACAACAGAUGCAGUUGACUCUAACACAUAUGCAGAAAGAAGUAGGAUUAUUUCAAUGCCAGAAGAAAGAAGCUCUUUGACCUUGUCAUGUUCCUCUCUUUCUGAGCCUCCACCAGCACCCCUAUACAAACAGACUCAUAAAGGCAUUCAUGUAUCCACAGACCCCAGCUUGUUGCUUGGCUCAUCUUCCUCCAGACCAAUGACUUCUUCUCCUGAAUCCAAUUUAGUCUCCCAUAUCCAAGGAAAUGGACACAAAUCAAAUGAUACCUGUCCUACUGUAAGAAAUACAAAGCCUUCUCAGACAUCAUCCUCUGAUUUCAAACUUAUGCAGAGGGCACAUGAACAAUCUCCUACCCCUGAUCACAAACCCAUUCAACAAUCCCAAGACAUCUUAGCUUCAGUAGUCCCAAAGGACACAGAUGUCAAACCAGGAUCUCAUUUGCAAAAUAACAGGAAAAUCUUCCAUGAACUAGAGAAAAUUCAUUCAGUAUCCCCAGUUUUUCAACAUUCUCCUGCCCCAAGGGUUGCUGGCCUCACUCAUCUCUCCAACACACCUUCUAUUUCUCCUGUCCUUACCUCACCAAGGCCAGACUCCUGCACUUCUACAGACCGCUACACAUUGUCUUCAUCUCCAGCAAUCCCCUAUCAUCACCUCUCCCCUUCUCCCUCUUCACUCUGUUCCUCACCUACUUCAUCCCUAAGGGGCAGUACUCCAGACUGCAUAGACAGGGGUAGCAAAAAGCCAUACAAGAUCAAGUCCACCUACAAGGCUCUUGCUGCUAUUCCCACAAAUACACUCCUUCUGGAACAGCAGGCAAUUGAUGAUGAGGUUAAUAAGAAUAAUGCUCCUCUGGAACCUAGCGACAGUUUUGCAUGGGAGGACCCUCAUUCUCAGAUGUGCAGCCCUGCCCAGCUCCGACAGCAGUCCACAGAGCUGUAUCAAGUGAUUGAUGAAGUAUUAAAGGACACAAACCAAACAGGACCCUCAAGGCAUGCUAUCAAACUCACUGCGAAGUCUGUGGCAUCUGAGACAACAAGGAAACUAACGCCAUCACCAAGAUCUUUAGGACGAGAAACAAAAUAUGCUACUUUUCAUCACCAACAUACUGCACCUGCUGAGAAAACACUGACAAAGCCUGGGGUUAUAAGACCAGCCAUGGUUGUGUCAAGAUCAGAUGAUGACAAAGAGAAAAGUUGUUUUUUGAAUACGUAUCAAAGACAGCAAGAUAGUUUCUCCACUGACCACCAGUACAAGCUUGCCAACAGUACGUUGUCCACUAAGGAUGAGGCUCAUGAAAGAGGAGAUUUGGAACGCGCCAGGGAUUCCUCUGAGGUACCUGAGAAGUGUAUGUCAAGCUCAACACCUGUGGUGAAUCAGACCAGGGAACACAGCACUCCAUCACCAAGAGGAUCUCUAUAACAUGUCCCCACUUAUGUAAAGCCCAUGAAGGGUGAAAAUGGAAAUGAAUGAUACACACAUUUAAGUGUUCACACAGAAUGAGUUAGAAAGAAAGAAAUGUAACAAGGUGACCUCUAACAUUGUGAAACCUCCAAAGAUGACAGUAGAAGGUCUUCCAGAAUUGUGUCAUUUCUGUUCUGCCUUUAAAAAAAAAGUUCAGUAUGAAAUAAGAUUAUCCUAAUACAGUUCAAUUUCAUUGAGACUUGGAAAUUAAUUUAAUAAAUUGAUUUAAUGUAAUCUUUCUGUUAUGUGAACAAGAAAUGCAUGUCACUUUAUAAAGGAUGUUAUAUUGCUGUGCAUUUAUUAGAAGGUCAGAGGAAACGGUUUUGUACCAUUUGCUUUCUACUACCUUUUUCUACCAUCUGAUUUCUUCUGCUUUUAUUUCUACACCACUACUAUUUAGUACUUUACUGAACUGCUCUCCAAAUAUGUCCUUAGGGCCCCCAAAUGGUCGACAGUUUGCUCUCUCACAGAUCCUUACACACCUGUAGCAAGGAUGGAGUGCUCUUGAGAGCUUUGUUUGUGUGUUUGGAAAAUGUGGACCAUUUAACUGAAGCCCUAAGAACCAAUUUGAGAAGGAUUGCAUUAUUGCAUAAAGCUAAAGUACUUAUAGAAGGACACCCCGCACAAAAAUGUAUGUAUUUUAUAAAUCCUUACUUUCAAGCAUUAUUUUAUGGUAAUGUGUAAAUUAUUUGUGCUGUACUUUGAAAUAAAUAUAAAUG